AUGUUCAACAAACUUUCCGCGCUUCUCGCUGUGGUUUUGCUAGUGCCGAUAUGUGCCGCCGACUUCAUGCAAGCAAUGGAUGGAUCCUGCCCGACGGCGGCCACUAUUGUAUGGAAUAUCACCGGAACCGCCUCCACUAGUGGAUGGCUGGGUUUCUCGGCGAUGUCCCCGGGGAGUGACCGCGCGACAAAUGUGAAAGACAAGAAUGGCAUCAUCCAAUUCAAUCUCAAUAUCACCACUGAUGGAAAAGUGAUCAUGAAUGACAAAAUUAAAAAUCUCGGCUGGCGCGGCGCCAAAAAGCGAAUCGAGAAGACGCAGUCAUUCUUCACCGCCGGAAACCCGUUCAGCUUCACGAUUACGUUCGUCAAAGCGCAAAACUACCAAUGGACACUGGCCGCAUCCGGAUUUACAUCGGCUUCGAUGAAGACACGUCUGAAGGGGCGGAGUAUGCCAAAAUAUUCUGUUACCACCGGAUCUAUCGCCAGUACUACGCUACAAGCUUGC
Messenger RNA from Mesorhabditis spiculigera, 504 nucleotides. The record is from the annotation of a GenBank genome assembly. NCBI's taxonomy places the organism in Eukaryota, Metazoa, Nematoda, Chromadorea, Rhabditida, Rhabditidae.